UUUUUUUUUUAUCCUUUUUCUUUAUGGAAGAUAAGUUUUAUAUAUGAAAGUCAGAAUUACUCCUUGCACUGAAUGUCGUAAAUAUCGUCGAAAAUGUAUACGUGAUAAUCUAAGCAAUCGAUGUACAAGAUGUAUAAAGUUCGAUAAAGCAUGUGUUCAGCCUAUAAAGAAUGGAAAUGGAAACUCUUCUCUUUUAGAUGAUAAAGAUGAUCUUGAUCUAGUAGAUUUAAAACAUAAUGUACAACAAUUAGAACAAGCAAUUCAACAAUUUGAAAAUCAAUUAAAUCACCUUCGUAUGAUUCGCAAUAACGAUAAUUCGAAGAGACAUGAUGCUUUAUUAGCAGAUCCUAUGAUACAAAACUUAUUUUAUCAAUGGAAGUUCAAGAUCAAAAAUGGUAUCUUUGAAAUUGAGACAGGCAUUCGAAAUGUGGGUGAUCUAUUAUCUUAUAACAAACAAUCUAUUUCAUAUCUAUCUCCUCUCAGCAGCAGCGGCAGCAGGAGUAGUAGUAGCAACAGUAAUGAUACUUCUUCAUUAAGUAGUAAAACGGACAUAUAUUGUGGCGAAUCAACUCUGUUAUUGAAUUUCAGCUUAAACAAUAAAGAAGGCACAACACCCUUUAUGUUUCGUUUGUUUGCUCAAUUUUUUAAACAUAGUAAUUUCAAAACUAAAGAUUCCAACGCAUUUUUACUGCCAAGAGCAUUUAUAUUCGAACCUUUCUUAGUUGUAAAUCAACUUGUUGAAAUCUAUUUCAAAUGUCUCAAUGUUUAUCACCCAUUUCUUCAUGAAGCAACAUUCCGAGCUAGAUUCCUUAAACUACAAAAUCCUCUGGCUGAUAUAGUGACUCUUUGUAUUUGUUGUAACGUUUGUUCCUCUGUUUGUAGGCAUGUACCUUACGAUGCACGUGACAAACGAAGCUUAGCCGAUUUCUUCUAUUCUAAUGCAAAAUCCAUUCUUUUGGAUCAAUUUGAUCAAAUUGAAAAGCGAUUAGAAAAUGUGAUAUGUAUCAACUUACUUAGUCAAUACUUGCACAUGACUAUAAGGUAUUUCGAAUAUCGACGGUUGAUUUCCAUGGCCUAUCAAAUCUGUCUUGAUUUAAAGGAUUACUACAACUUGAGCUCUGAACGUGUUUCGGAGAACAAUGAUCAUUCUUCUAUAGCUGAGAAUGCAAAACAGUUUACAACCAAUAUUGAUAAAACUUUAUUUAUUCGUCAUUUGACAAUAAUUAGUAUGCAACUACAAUUAAUAAAUUACAUUACAGGUGAAGCUAUUGAUGCAUUCAGUCUUUGCUUUCCAAGUUGGAAAUUUUUAUCAGAUGAACCAGAAUUCACCCAAAAGCUAAUGCAAUCACGAAAUUGGGUAUUAACUCUAUUUAAUCAUCCUUUCAUUAGUAAGUUUAUGGAACAACUAUGUAAUAUACACUUUGGGAAAACGUGUACACUUAGCUUUGAAUCAAUUGUUAGAUUAGAAGCUAUAUUUAAGGAGUGGGCAUCAACAUUACCAGACGAUUUUCGUAUAUGUGAUGAUUUGAAAGAUUUUGACAAGUGUAAAAAAGCCAUAGAUGAAACAUCUGAUUUAAUUUUAUUAAUAACAUUUCUUGGAUUCCAUUCAUUUCAUAUAAACUUUUAUGCCUAUCUUUUACAACCUAUUGCACACGGACCUAACGAGCAAAUACUCAAUUAUGUAGAACAAUAUUCACUUAAUCAAUCCCUUCAGAGUUGUUAUUUAUUAAAUUAUACAAUUCAACGAAUUUUUGCUUUGAAAAGAAAUCAAUCAGCAUGCGUUUAUGAAUGUAUUACUAGUCACUUUAUAUUUAGAGCAAUAGAUAUACUAGGAAUAUUAGCAUUAUCUUCUAAUCCAAACGUUACAAAAGCAGCAAGAGAAACUAUGAAAAUCUGUUUAAAUAUUAUUGAAACCUUUAAAUUUAUACAUGAUCUUCAUGCAUCCUCAAAAGUUCAGUUAAUAACAACAACAGGUAUACAUGAAUUUAUUAAUGGCAGUGUAGUCGAUCUAGAUCAUUAUAGUCAAUACCCAUAUCCAUGGAUUGCACUAAUAUAUGAUGUGAGUUAUUUUAUCGGUACGACAUAAGAAAUAGGUGUAUAUGUAUGUGUAUUUGUAUUUGUAUAAAAGAAGAGUCUAAAAAAAAAAGCAAUUUCAUUGUCAUUACAAGCAAAAUUAUAAAGAUAAAAGCAACUUUUUGAACUAGGAAUUUAUUAAAAUUUGGUUAUUCUUGUCAAUAUAUAAACUCCAUCACUUUGUAUAUAGCAGCAGAAUAAUCGCCUCCUUCUCUCCCCUAUUGUUUAAUAAUAAUAAAU
Cokeromyces recurvatus is the source of this 2313-nucleotide messenger RNA. RefSeq lists its product as uncharacterized. Gene Ontology annotation, cellular component: nucleus. Gene Ontology annotation, biological process: DNA-templated transcription; regulation of DNA-templated transcription. The record is from RefSeq and is a predicted model, not a curated record. Lineage: Eukaryota; Fungi; Mucoromycota; Mucoromycetes; Mucorales; Mucoraceae. The transcript is spliced from 4 exons. Gene Ontology annotation, molecular function: DNA binding; DNA-binding transcription factor activity, RNA polymerase II-specific; zinc ion binding. Bases 44 to 2086 code for a protein of 680 amino acids.